UGAGGGACAACAUGGCGGCGGUGGUGAUGUCCCGGUGUCGGUCCAGACUCCGGUUCUCCUCCCGCUGGUUCUUCAGAAGUUACCUCAGCUCGGACUCCGGCAGCGGGACUUCCGGCAGCGGGACUUCCGGCAGCGACCCCCCCGCCGCGGACGCUCCCAGGUCCGGCUUCGCUGCGGCCUUCGACCUCCAGACGGAGAUCCGCCGGGAGGGCGGGGCCUCCGCGGCCGGGCUGCGAGGCUCCUCCUCCGGCCAGGACGAGAGCUUCGCCUCGCUGCUGCGCCGGUCCCCGCUGGUCCAGAUGGGCCCGGCCCGGGACCGGCCGGUGGUCGGGAGGGUCUUCCACGUGGUCCGGGACGACCUGUACAUCGACUUCGGGGGGAAGUUCCACUGCGUGUGUCGGCGGCCGGCGGAGGGGGGGGAGAAGCUGCAGCGGGGCAGCAGGGUCCGGCUCCGGCUGCAGGACCUGGAGCUCACCGCCCGGUUCCUCGGAGCUCAGACCGACACCACGCUGCUGGAGGCCCAGGCCGUGCUGCUGGGCCCGCUGGAGGGCCGCGAGGGGCGGGACCCCCGGGACUGAGGGUCCGGGACCACCGGGAGGGACGGGACCACCGGGACUGAGGGUCCGGAUCCCUGGAGGGUCGGGACUGAGGGUCCGGGACCACCGGGACUGAGGGUCCGGGACUGAGGGGGACGGGACGGGACCCCCGGGACUGAGGGUCCGGGUCCCGGGAGGGACUGAACCCGAACUGACCUUCAGUCACGUGGUCUGAUUCGAUCAGUGACUCAGAUGAUUAUUGAUUAUUGUUUAUUGAUUAUUGUUUAUUGAUUUGUGUGAAGUUUGUGUUAUUAAAGUGAAACGUGUUCCGA
Messenger RNA from Limanda limanda (common dab), 868 nucleotides. It is a transcript of the gene mrps28, whose product is annotated as mitochondrial ribosomal protein S28. The transcript has a single exon. Bases 12 to 578 code for a protein of 188 amino acids. Gene Ontology annotation, cellular component: mitochondrial small ribosomal subunit. The record is from RefSeq and is a predicted model, not a curated record. NCBI's taxonomy places the organism in Eukaryota, Metazoa, Chordata, Actinopteri, Pleuronectiformes, Pleuronectidae.